GUCCUCGACUCGUCCGUCGGCAAGCCCGCGCAGGGCGUCAAGGUCGAGCUGAGCCAGAUCAACGGCACACAGGCGCAGGUACUUGCUACUGGAUCCACGGACAGCGACGGCCGCGUCACCACCCUCCUCAACCCCACAACGCAGCUCCAGGCCGGCGUGUACAAGAUGCGCUUUGAGGUCGGCGACUACUUUCAGUCUCAGAACGUGCAGGCCUUCUACCCCUAUGUUGAGAUCACAUUCAACCUUGCAAACCCCGGGCAGCACUACCACAUCCCCCUCCUCCUUGCGCCCUUCUCGUACAGCACCUACCGCGGAAGUUGAACCGCACAUAAUUCAUAAACUCUAAUGCCACGCCCGAUGACAGGAAACAUGGUAGGGGUUCUCUACUACAGGGGCAAUACAAUCUCUAUGAUACGAGCCGAAAAUGUCCAUUGAGCUGCUAGAACACUGCAAUCGAAUUGUCGUCGCUAUUCGUGUGGCAGGGACAGAGAGGCGGCGGGUGCAAGUGACGCGUGUUGGAGAGGCGCACCCGCCGCGUCAUCGCUAUCCCU
Molecule: messenger RNA, 551 nt
Organism: Cutaneotrichosporon oleaginosum
Lineage: Eukaryota; Fungi; Basidiomycota; Tremellomycetes; Trichosporonales; Trichosporonaceae
Source: RefSeq, a predicted model, not a curated record